Dentiscutata heterogama is the source of this 150-nucleotide messenger RNA. The record is from the annotation of a GenBank genome assembly. Lineage: Eukaryota; Fungi; Glomeromycota; Glomeromycetes; Diversisporales; Gigasporaceae.
UCCAGGAGAUAUCGAUCCAACAAUAGUGAAAUUGUUCUUAGAAUCUCAAGAGCAGGUGAUGUAAACAAUUCGAAUAAUGAAGAGAAAUCAGAUUCAGAAUUGAUUAUCGUAAUGUCAAAAAGAAACAAAGACAUACUAUUACCUGAAUAA